AUGUUUAAAGCAAUAUAUCAUAAAGCCCCACAAGAUGAAAUUCAAGCCAUGUUUACCAAAUUUGAGACCAAAGGACUUUCUAAAUUUUGGAUUUAUAAUAAUUGGGAAGUAUUCAUUUCAAAAUAUGAAUAUGCAAAAGAUUUCUUAUCGGAAUCAGCUGAGGCGCUACCAAAAUGGUCGCUUCCUGACAAGCACCCAACAAGAAAAUUUUUGGGUGAUGGUUUAUCUUUUUCUAACGGACAAAAAUGGAUUACGCAUAGAAGGAUAGCAAAUCCUGCAUUUAACCGUGCACUUUCCCCAGAAGUUGUUGGGAAAAUAACAAUUGAUUUGAUAAAUUUACUUGAUAAAAUAGUUGACCAACCAUUUGAUAUCUUUAAAGUAAUGCAAAGAACCACCAUACAAGUUUUAGGAAAAGUUGCAUUUAAUUAUGAUUUCAAGUGUUUGGAAACUUUAGAAGCUCAACAUGAGACAGAAUUUAAUGCCAUAUUUCGUCGUGCAUUUGCAUCUAGAGUUUUUCCACCCGAAUUAGCAGAAAAAUUUGGCAUUCAACACGUUAAAGGUAUUCUUCUUCAUGGACCGCCUGGAACAGGGAAAACAUUAUUGGCUAGACAAAUUGGAAAAAUGUUAAAUGUGCAAGAAUUAAAAGUUAUUAAUGGACUGGUAAUAUUGAAUAAGUACAUAGGUCAAUCUGAAGAAAAUAUUCAUCAAUUGUUUGCUGAUGUAGAAAGAGAAUAUAAGGAGAAAGAUUCUGGGUUACAUAUAAUAAUAUUUGAUGAGUUAGAUGCUAUAUGUAAACAACGUGGUAGUGAUGGAACUGGUAGAACUGGUGUUGGUGAUAGCAUUAUAAAUCAGAUAUUAGCAAAGAUGGAUGGUGUUGAACAAUUGAACAAUAUAUUAAUCAUUGGUAUGACUAAUCAAUUGGAUAUGAUUGAUGAGGCAUUACUUCAUCCUGAUGAAAAAAAAAAUAAUACUUUGGAUGUUGAUGUUGAUCUAGAUGAAUUGGCUAGUUUAACCAAAAAUUUUAGUGGUGCAGAAAUCAGUGGACUUAUUAAGAGUGCUAGUUCAUUUGCAUUUAAUAGACAUAUCAAAGUAGAAACACUCACAGGGAUAAGACCAGAUUUUGAAAACAUGAAAAUAAAUAGAGAUGAUUUCCUAGAGGCAUUGAAUGAAACGCACCCAGCUUAUGGUGUCAGCAAUGAAGAAUUACAACGUUAUAUCCAAAAUCAAAUUAUUCCAUUUGCACCGCAUGCAUUUGGAAUAUUGCGAGAAGAUAAAUCAAAUUAUAAAUAA
Entrophospora sp. SA101 is the source of this 1290-nucleotide messenger RNA. Lineage: Eukaryota; Fungi; Glomeromycota; Glomeromycetes; Entrophosporales; Entrophosporaceae. The record is from the annotation of a GenBank genome assembly.